AGAUUUUUAACGUUAAAAAAAUGCUUAUUACAAAUAACUUUAUUCAAUAUUUUCCUCAAUUAAAUAAUGGAAACCUCUCUAAAAAUUUGCCAUCAAGACAUCAAUUUGGAGAAACAACAAAGAUGGAAAUGUCGAGACUAAAAAUGCAAACACGACAAUGUUCAGAAGAAAAUUAUAAUUUAGUUGAUAGAAUUGGUGAAUCUGCACGUAACCGUUUUGGAAGGCCUUAUAUAUCCGGCCGACCAUUAUUAUUAUGCGAUCGAAAAAAGAUAAUAAGCCUUUACAAGGAAGGAAAGCGGAAAAUUUCAAUUGCUCGAGAAAUUGGGAUCACGCAUUCGUGUGUUUCUAAAGUGAUAAGAAGAUUCGAAGAGACUGGUGAUUUAGAAAAUAAAAAUUCGAGGACGGCAUCUUAUUUGCGUAUAUGCCGACAUGUACGUUUCCAUCGAAUGAGAAAAGAGCAAAUGGAAGAAAUGAUAAAUAACAAAAAAGAACAAAAAGAAAAUCAACAAAAACAACAAUAUUAUCAACAAAUAGUUCAUUUACAAAAGCAAUUCUUGCAACAACAACAACAAACAAUUAGACAAACAAAAAUAAAAGAAAAUUGUGAAAAACAACAAAAAAUAACUGAAUUGAAAAAAUUUAGCAUAGAUUGGUAA
Molecule: messenger RNA, 656 nt
Organism: Meloidogyne enterolobii
Lineage: Eukaryota; Metazoa; Nematoda; Chromadorea; Rhabditida; Meloidogynidae
Source: the annotation of a GenBank genome assembly